CGCCAUCUUGGUUUCCAUAUAUACCCGUCUCUCGUUUGUUGUUCAUUUACUUGCAGAAGUAACGUGAGAUUCAAUAGGACUACAUCGCUCAAACUGUCCGUUUUAGUUAUAUAUCCUGGCAAGGUAGUGAAAUCCCCGAAAAUGCAGGCUAACGAGAGUAUUUACAACCUGAUUUCUCGUGAGGAAUACAGGCCUCCAAAAGAUGCCAGGUACAAGUCUCAGUUUAGAUCCACCGUCAAAAUGGAGACAACAAGCAACAAGGCUUCACAUAAGACAAUGGGCCCUGCAAAAGUGAAAACGGACGACCCCAGAGAAUUCUUGAAGAAACGAUCGAAGGAACCACAGCAUCCACCAAAAAGUGACUUCAAAUACCCAGAUGAUGACACGAGGCGACCCCCAGUUCCCACGCAAGAGGACAAACCUCUAAUGGGUAUCAAAUCAACCAAAAAUUUCAUCACGACAAAUGCUGUGGAGAAUAUCAUGUCAGUGCCCAAGAAGCCUGCACCUAACUUUGCUGAUACUAAGAAAGGCGAUACACACCCGCUGGACAUAUCUGGACUCGUGCCCAAAUAUAUUAAAAAGAAGGAUUUUGGUGAAGUACCUGAUUACCUGACUCGGCGUAAACAGGAAGUGAUGAGAGCGCAGGAAGAAUAUGAUGCUUACGUUGCUGAGCAUUAUAAGAGAGGUGCCAUGCAGAAACUCACUGAACAGGAAAGACAACUAAUUCUUAACGGACUAAAGAAAAACUGGGAAGCAAUUCAUCAUCAGUAUCAGGGACUUUCUGUUGUCACCGACACCGCUCCAAAGAAAGCUAGAAAAGAAAGAAUGGAAGCCGAAAUGAAACAACUUGAAAGAGACAUUGAGCUUUUAGAAAAACAUAUGACCAUCUACAUUGGAAACUAAAACAUAUGACCAUCUACAUUGGAAACUAAAACAUAUGACCAUCUACAUUGGAAACUAAAACAUAUGACCAUCUACAUUGGAAACUAAAACAUAUGACCAUCUACAUUGGAAACUAAAACAUAUGACCAUCUACAUUGGAAACUAAAACAUUCUCUACUAUAAUAAUCAACUUGUUUCCUGUUCUGACAAACCGGCAUAGUGAUGUUCUCUUAUUGCAAAAACUGACUUUAUUGAGUCUUCAGAACUCAAACAAUGUUAAAACAAUUCAUCUUUGACAUUAGUUAGUAAAAUAAAGUUACUCACAGUCUAUAUGGUGUAUGCAACAUAUUUUUUUGACAACCUCAAGCUAAAUUAUUUUCAGGAGGUAUGCUUAUGUAUAAUUUCAACAUGGUACAUUGAUGCCCCCUUCCAACCAAGUCUUAAGCUCACUAAUUUGUAAUAUUUGUCCUAUAUUAUUGCAUUAGCAGCAUUGUACAUAAAUAUUUUCAUGCUUUUUAUGUGGUUAAUACAAGAUUGUUUUGAACCACAACUUGUGUAUAUUUCAUCAUAUGUAUCAGUAUGUAAUGAUGAAGGAAUUAGCCAAGCCUAAAUAAUUUGUAUACACCUCUAGAAUGGAGUCUUGGCAGCUAUCAACAUGCUAUACUAAAUUACGAUUUUUUUUCAUGAAAAGUAGAUAAAUUAGUUCCCUAGGUCCUAAGCCCUAUUAAUUUUAUAUAAAGUGGUAAGUUUUUGUCUGUAUAUGAAUGCAACUGAAUUAAACAUUUUUGGAUUUAAAAAAAAAAA
Messenger RNA from Saccoglossus kowalevskii, 1686 nucleotides. It is a transcript of the gene enkur, whose product is annotated as enkurin, TRPC channel interacting protein. Gene Ontology annotation, cellular component: acrosomal vesicle; axonemal microtubule. NCBI's taxonomy places the organism in Eukaryota, Metazoa, Hemichordata, Enteropneusta, Harrimaniidae. Gene Ontology annotation, molecular function: calmodulin binding. The record is from RefSeq and is marked provisional.